AUGGCCCGGGCCGCAGCCCUCCCGCCGUCGAAAUUGUCGCCACCGCUCCUACUGUUGCUGCUGCUGCUAUUACAUUUCUGGGAAACCGGAGCCCAGGAUGUCCGUGUCCACGUGCUGCCCGAGGUCCGGGGCGUCCUGGGAAACACCGUGGAGCUGCCCUGCCAACUGUUGUCACCAUCCAACAACGUGCGCAUCUCCCAGGUGACGUGGCAGCGACUGGACGCAGCAGGGGGCACCCCGAACGUGGCCGUCUUCCACCCUGCCUACGGCCCCAGCUUCCCCAGCCUGAAGCCAGGCCAGGAGCGACUGUCCUUUGUCUCCAUCGGGAAGGGUUCCGGGGCAAAUCUGCAGGACGCCACGCUGGCCUUUAAGGGACUGAGGGUCGGGGACGAAGGCAACUACACCUGCGACUUUGCCACCUUCCCCAAUGGCACCAUCCGGGGUGUGACCUGGCUCCGGGUGAUCGACCCCCCUGAGGUCUCCAUCUCGGGCUAUGACGACAACUGGUACCUCGGCCGCAGUGAGGUCACCCUGAACUGUGACGUCCGCAGCAACCCCGAACCCACUGGCUAUGACUGGAGCACGACAUCCGGCAUCCUCCCUGACACAGUGGUCACCCGGGGCUCCCAGCUGCUCAUCCACUCGGUGGACAGAGUGUUAAACACCACCUUCAUCUGCACAGUCACCAACGCCGUGGGCACGGGCCGCGCCGAGCAGGUUGUCCUCGUCCGAGAGAGCCCCAACACAGCAGGCGCGGGGGCCACGGGCGGCAUCAUCGGGGGGAUCAUCGCGGCCAUCAUCGCCACAGCCGUGGCCGUCACGGGCAUCCUCAUUUGCCGGCAGCAGCGGAAGGAGCUGACGCUGCAGGGCACAGAAGAGGAGGAUGACCUGGAGGGCCCUCCCUCAUACAAGCCUCCGGCUCCAAAGACGAAGCUGGAAGAGCAGAAGAUGCCUUCUCAGCUCUUCACCCUGGGGCCCUCAGAGCACAGUCCUCUCAAGACCCCCUACUUUGAUGCCAGUGUCUCAUCUGCUGAUCAGGAAAUGCCGCGAUAUCACGAGUUGCCCACCCUGGAAGAGCGUUCUGGGUCCAUGCUCCUGGGGGCCACAAGCCUGGGGGGCCCCGUCCUGGUGCCUCCGGGGUCACCGGCUGUGGAAGCCAUUUCCCUGGACCUAGAUGAUGACGAUGAGGAAGAUGACUACCUGGACAAGAUCAACCCCAUUUAUGACGCCCUGUCCUAUGACACCCCCUCUGGAUCCUAUCAGAGCAAAGGCUUUGUCAUGUCCCGGGCUAUGUAUGUCUGA
Elephantulus edwardii (Cape elephant shrew) is the source of this 1302-nucleotide messenger RNA. RefSeq names its product poliovirus receptor-related 2 (herpesvirus entry mediator B) (gene NECTIN2). Gene Ontology annotation, molecular function: cell adhesion molecule binding. The record is from RefSeq and is a predicted model, not a curated record. NCBI's taxonomy places the organism in Eukaryota, Metazoa, Chordata, Mammalia, Macroscelidea, Macroscelididae. Gene Ontology annotation, biological process: fusion of virus membrane with host plasma membrane; cytoskeleton organization; positive regulation of natural killer cell mediated cytotoxicity directed against tumor cell target. Gene Ontology annotation, cellular component: extracellular exosome; apical junction complex; focal adhesion. The transcript is spliced from 8 exons. The coding region runs from base 1 to 1302 and encodes 433 amino acids.